CAUGAAGCACCGCUCUGCGCAGACAAACUAUAAGGUGUUUUACGAGAGAGCCUGCCUCUUUAUGCAAAACAGCAAGUUUUCUUACUCCAUCUCAUUGGUGCAAACCCUGCCAGGAAUAUGCAAAUGAGACGUCAGCCUAUCCAAUAAAAAGAAGCGUCUUGACUUCGACGGAGUCAGUUUGAGGGUUUUUGUCUCUGAGAGUGAGAGCUUGUCUUCUUCGAUUGAAAUGGCUGAUUAAGACGUUGAGUGAGUCCACAAAUAGAACGAGAAACGAGCUCCCAACACACCAGUAGUCUGCACCCGGACACUACAGACACGGGUAAAGAAGGCGAGAGCGGCCAAAACACCGAGGGGGAGCCCUCUGUCACCAUGCAGAUGAGCAACGCGGCGAGGGAGGCGAUGAUGGUUAUAGACGGGGAGCUUCUAGCCGAUCGAGAGGUCGUCCUCCGGAUCGUCAGGAAGCAGCGGGAGGUCUUAGAAGGAGAAGAAGGGAAACAAGUCUUCGCUCUGGCUAAUGAUCCGACCAAACCAGGCCUGGUGGUUAACCUCAAGCGCGCCAUCGUUAAGACGGACCGGAUGGUACUGGAAGAGCUGGGGUUCGAUAAACACAUCAAAGAUUGGAGUAAAUUCCACGGCAUGCUGAUGCCUAUUGUGGCCAGAUAUAGGAAUGAUCAAGAGAUUAUGAACGUACUGAAGUAUCUAUCCCCCAAGACACCGCGCAUGAUCGAUGACGUCAAGGUCAACGGUCAACGACCUGAUCUUGACCUCAUUACGAUGCGCUCCCAACAACCAAUGCGCAUGUCCGACUUGCACCUUCAUAAAGACAGACCGCUCGUCAUCAUCGCAUCAUCAAUUUCCUGACCUCCAUUUCAGGCCUGUGUCCUGGGCGGUUCGCUAGCCCAGCUCUUCCGCGAGUAUAAGGACCGGGCCGACUUCCUCUGCGUGUAUCUCGCUGAGGCCCACCCUGCGGAGUACUUCAAUCUCAACACAACCUUCAAAGUACCAGAUCAUCGAACGGUGGCUGAAAGAAUAGCCGCUGCCAAUUUGCUGUUAACAGCAGAUAAAGAACACCAUCGCACGUUUACAGACGACCCCCUCGAUGACAGCCUGGUCCGAAUCGUCUUGGACACCAUGACAAACAGCUUCGCUCAGACGUACAACGCACACCCAGACAGAAUGUUUGCCUUUGAGGGUGACAAAGUAGCGUACAUCGGCGACAACAUCGGGAAGCAGAUGAUGGAACCUAGCGUACUCAUGACUGAUAACACACGGGGAUGGUUGGAGAGCUACUUUGCCGUCAACGGAAGAUAGCCCAUCGCUCUUUAUUUAUUGAGAUGUGUACAUAUAUAUAUAUAGCUGUAAACAAAUUGUUAUUGUAU
This is a messenger RNA of Asterias rubens (European starfish), 1379 nucleotides long. RefSeq lists its product as uncharacterized. NCBI's taxonomy places the organism in Eukaryota, Metazoa, Echinodermata, Asteroidea, Forcipulatida, Asteriidae. The coding region runs from base 370 to 861 and encodes 163 amino acids. The record is from RefSeq and is a predicted model, not a curated record. The transcript has 7 exons.